AUGAAUUAUUUGAUAAGCCAAGGAGCUGAUGUCAAUAAGGCGGAUAAUAGUGGUUGGACUGCAUUACACAGGGCUGCUUUCCAUUCUCAAAUUGACGUCAUUGAAACUCUGAUCGGGAAGGGAGCAGAGGUCAAUAAGAAAGAUAAAGUUGGUCGGACUUCAUUAGAAAUUGCUGCUUCCAAUGGUCAUAUUGACGUCAUAAAAUAUCUGAUCAGUCAAGGAGCAGAGGUCAAUAAGGAGGAUAAUAUUGGUCGGAUUGCAUUACACAGUGCUGCUAGGUUUGGCCACAUUGACGUCAUCAAAUAUCUGAUCAGUAAGGGAGCUGAGAUCCUUAGGGAGGAUAAUAAUGGUCGGACUGCAUUACACAGUGCUGCUUCCAAUGGGCAUCUUGACGUCAUCAAAUAUCUGAUCAAUAAGAGUGCUGAGGUCGUUAAGGAGGACAAUAAUGGUUGGACUGCAUUACACAGUGCUGCUUCCAAUGGUCACAUUGACGUCAUCAAAUAUCUGAUCAGUGAAGGAACUGAGGGAAAUAAAGGUGAUAAAGAUGGUCAGACUGCGUUACACACGGCUGCUUCCAAUGGGCAUCUUGGCGUCAUCAAAUAUCUGAUCAGUGAAGGAGCUGAGGUCAAUAAAGGGGAUAAUGAUGGUCGGACUGCAAUACACAGUGCUGCUUCCAAUGGUCAUACUGACGUCAUCAAAUAUCUGAUCAGUGUAGGAGCUGAGGUCAAUAAAGGGGAUAAAGAUGGUCAGACUGCAUUACACAUUGCUACUUCCAAUGGGCAUCUUGACGUCAUUAAAUAUCUGAUUAGUAAAGGAGCUGAGGUCAAUAAGAAGGAUAAUAAUGGUCGGACUGCAGUACACAAUGCUUCUAGGUUAGGCCAUAUUGAAGUCAUCAAAUAUCUGAUCAGUAAUGGAGGUGAGGUCAAUAAGAAGGAUAAUAAUGGUCGGACUGCAUUACACAGUGCUGCUAAGAAUGGUCCUAUUGACGUCAUCAAAUGUCUGAUCAGCCAUGGAGCUGAGGUCAAUAAGGGGGAUAAUAAUAGUCAGACUACAUUACACAGUGCUGCUUCCAAUGGUCGUAUUGACGUCAUCAAAUAUCUGAUCAGUGAAGGAGCUGAGCUCAAUAAGGAGGAUAAAAGGGGUUGGACUGUAUUACACAGUGUUGCUUUCGAUGGGCAUAUUGAUGUCAUCAAACAUAUGAUCAGUGAAGGGGCUGAGGUCAAUAAGGGGGAUAAUAAUGGUCAGACUCCAUUACACUGUGCUGCUUUCAAUGGUCAUAUUAACGUCAUCGAAUAUCUGAUCAAUGAAAGAGCUGAGGUCAUUAAGGGGGAUAAAGAUGGCCAGACUGCAUUACACAUUGCUUCUAGGUUAGGGCAUAUUGAAGUUAUCAAAUAUCUCAUCAGUAAGGGAGCUGAGGUCUUUAAGGAGGCUAAUAAUGGUCGGACUGCAUUACACAGUGCUGCUUGCAAUUGGCAUCUUGACGUCAUCAAAUAUCUGAUCAGUAAGGGAGCUGAGGUCGAUAAGGAGGAUAAUAAUGGUCGGACUGCAUUACACAGUGCUGCUUCCAACGGUAAUCUUGAGGUUAUGAAAUAUCUGAUCAGUGAAGGAGCUGAGGUCGAUAAGGAGUAUAAUGAUGGUCGGAGUGCAUUACACAGUGCUGCUUCCAAUGGGCAUAUUGAUGUCAUCAAAUAUCUGAUCGAUAAGGGAGCUGAGGUCGUUAAGGAGGAUAAUGAUGGUCUGACUGCAAUACACUGUGCUGCUUCCAAUGGUCAUACUGACGCCAUCAAAUAUCUGAUCAGUGAAGGAGCUGAGGUCAAUAAGGAGGAUAAAGAUGGUCGGACUGCAAUUCAAAGUGCUGCUUCUAAUGGUCAUACUGACGUCAUCAGAUAUCUGAUCAGUGAAGGAGCUGAGGUCAAUAAGGAAGAUAAAAGUGGUGGGACUGCAUUACACAGUGCUGCUUCCGAUGGGCAUAUUGACGUCAUCAAAUAUCUGAUCAGUGGAGGAGCUGAGGUCAAUAAGGAAGAUAGAAAUGGUUUGACUGCAUUACACAGUGCUGCUUCGAAUGGGCACAUUGACGUCAUCAAAUAUCUGAUCAGUAAGGGAGCUGAGGUCAUUAAGGAGGAUAGAAGCGGUUGGACUGCAUUACACAGUGCUGCUUCCAAUGGGCAUCUUGACGUCAUCACAUAUAUGAACAGUAAGGGAGCUGAGGUCGUUAAGGAGGAUAAUGAUGGUAUGACUGCAAUACACAGUGCUGCUUCCAGUGGUCAUACUGACGUCAUCAAAUAUCUGAUCAGUGAAGGAGCUAAGGCCAAUAAAGGGGAUAAAGAUCGUCAGACUGCAUUACACAUUGCUGCUUCCAAUGGGCAUCUUGACGUCAUCAAAUAUCUGAUCAGUGAAGGAGCUAAGGUUAAUAAAGGGGAUAAAGAUGGUCAGACUGCAUUACACAUUGCUGCUUCCAAUGGGCAUCUUGACGUCAUCAAAUAUCUGAUCAGUAAAGGAGCUGAGGUCAAUAAGGGGGAAAGAGAUGGUCAGACAGAAUUACACAUUGCUUCUAGGUUAGGCCAUAUUGAAGUCAUUAAAUAUCUGAUCAGUAAUGGAGCUGAGGUCAAUAAGAAGGAUAAUAAUGGUCGGACUGCAUUACACAGUGCUGCUAAGAAUGGUCGUAUUGACGUCAUCAAAUCUCUGAUCAGCCAUGGAGCUGAGGUCAAUAAGGGGGAUAAUAAUGGUCAGACUGCAUUACACAGUGCUGUUUCCAUUGGUAGUAUUGACGUCAUCAAAUAUCUGAUCAGUGAAGGAGCUGAGCUCAAUAAGGAGGAUAAAAGUGGUUGGACUGCAUUACACAGUGCUGCUUUCGAUGGGCAUAUUGAUGUCAUCAAACAUCUGAUCAGUGAAGGGGCUGAUGUCAAUAAGGGGGAUAAUAAUGGUCAGACUCCAUUACACUUUGCUGCUUUCAAUUGUCAUAUUAAUGUCAUCGAAUAUCUGAUCAAUGAAAGAGCUGAGGUCAUUAAGGGGGAUAAAGAUGGCCAGACUGCAUUACACAUUGCUUCUAGGUUAGGGCAUAUUGAAGUUAUCAAAUAUCUGAUCAGUAAGGGAGCUGAGGUCGAUAAGGAGGAUAAUAAUGGUCGGACUGCAUUGCACAGUGCUGCUUCCAAUGCUAAUCUUGAGGUCAUGAAAUAUCUGAUUAGUAAGGGAGCUGAGGUCGUUAAGGAGGAUAAUGAUGGUCUGACUGCAAUACACUGUGCUGCUUCUAAUGGUCAUACUGACGUCAUUAAAUAUCUGAUAAGUGAAGGAGCUGAGGUAAAAAAGGAGGAUAAAAGUGGUGGGACUGCAUUACACAGUGCUGCUUCCGAUAUUGAUGUCAUCAAAUAUCUGUUCAGUGAAGGAGCUGAGGUCAAUAAAGAAGAUAGAAAUGGUUGGACUGCAUUACACAGUGCUGCUUCCAAUAUGCAUCUUGACGUCAUCAAAUAUCUGACCAGUAUAGGAACUGAGGUCAAUAAGGGGGAAAGAGAUGGUCAGACAGCAUUGCACAUUGCUUCUAGGUUAGGCCAUAUUGAAGUCAUCAAAUAUCUGAUCAGUAAUGGAGCUGAGGUCAAUAAGGGGGAAAGAGAUGGUCAGACAGCAUUACACAUUGCUUCUAGGUUAGGCCAUAUUGAAGUCAUCAAAUAUCUGAUCAGUAAUGGAGCUGAGGUCAAUAAGAAGGAUAAUAAUGAUCGGACUGCAUUACACAGUGCUGCUAAGAAUGGUCGUAUUGACGUCAUCAAAUAUCUGAUCAGCCAUGGAGCUGAGGUCAAUAAGGGAGAUAAUAAUGGUCAGACUGCAUUACACAGUGCUGUUUCCAUUGGUCGUAUUGACGUCAUCAAAUAUCUGAUCAGUGAAGGAUCUGAGCUCAAUAAGGAGGAUAAAAGUGGUUGGACUGCAUUACACAGUGCUGCUUUCGAUGGGCAUAUUGAUGUCAUCAAAUAUCUGAUCAGUGAAGGGGCUGAGGUCAAUAAGGGGGAUAAUAAUGGUCAAAAUCCAUUACACUGUGCUUCUUCCAAUGGUAAUCUUGACGUCAUGAAAUAUCUGAUCAGUGAAGGAGCUGAGGUCAAUAAGGAGGAUAAAAGUGGUUGGACUGCAUUACACAGUGCUGCUUUCGAUGGGCAUAUUGAUGUCAUCAAACAUAUGAUCAGUGAAUGGGCUGAGGUCAAUAAGGGGGAUAAUGAUGGUCGGACUCCAUUACACUGUGCUGCUUUAAAUGGUCAUAUUAACGUCAUCGAAUAUCUGAUCAAUGAAAGAGCUGAGGUCAUUAAGGGGGAUAAAGAUGGCCAGACUGCAUUACACAUUGCUUCUAGGUUAGGGCAUAUUGAAGUUAUCAAAUAUCUGAUCAGUAAGGGAGCUGAGGUCAUUAAGGAGGAUAAAAGUGGUUGGACUGCAUUACACAGUGCUGCUUUCGAUGGGCAUAUUGAUGUCAUCAAACAUAUGAUCAGUGAAGGGGCUGAGGUCAAUAAGGGGGAUAAUAAUGGUCAGAAUCCAUUACACUGUGCUGCUUCCAGUGGGCAUAUUGAUGUCAUCAAAUAUCUAAUCGAUAAGGGAGCUGAGGUCGUUAAGGAGGAUAAUAAUGGUCUGACUGCAAUACACUGUGCUGCUUCUAAUGGUCAUAAUGACGUCAUCAAAUAUCUGAUCAGUCAAGGAGCUGAGGUCGAUAAGGAGUAUAAUGAUGGUCGGAGUGCAUUACACAGUGCUGCUUCCAAUGGGCAUAUUGAUGUCAUCAAAUAUCUGAUCGAUAAGGGAGCUGAGGUCGUUAAGGAGGAUAAUAAUGGUCUGACUGCAAUACACUGUGCUGCUUCCAAUGGUCAUACUGACGUCAUCAAAUAUCUGAUCAGUCAAGGAGCUGAGGUCAAUAAGGAGAAUAAAAUUGGCGUGACUGCAUUACACAUUGCUGCUUCCAAUGGGCAUUUUAACGUCAUCACAUAUUUGAUCAGUAAGGGAGCUGAGGUCAAUAAGGAGGAUAAUGAUGGUCUGACUGCAAUACACUGUGCUGCUUCCAAUGGUCAUACUGACGUCAUCAAAUAUCUGAUCAGUGAAGGAGCUGAGGUCAAUAAGGAGGAUGAUUAUGGUCGGACUGCAAUACACAGUGCUGCUUCUAAGGGUCAUACUGACGUCAUCAGAUAUCUGAUCAGUGAAGGAGCUGAGGUCAAUAAGGAGGAUAAAACUGGUGGGACUGCAUUACACAGUGCUGCUUCCGAUGGUCAUAUUGACGUCAUCAAAUAUCUGAUCAGUGAAGGAGCUGAGGUCAAUAAGGAAGCUAGAAAUGGUUUGACUGCAUUACACAGUGCUGCUUCCAAUUGUCAUACUGACGUCAUCAACUAUCUGAUUAGUGUAGGAGUUAAGGUCAAUAAAGGGAAUAAAGAUGGUCAGACUGCAUUACACAUUGCUGCUUCCAAUGGGCAUCUUGACGUCAUCAAAUAUCUGAUCAGUGAAGGAGCUCAGGUUAAUAAAGGGGAUAAAGAUGGUCAGACUGCAUUACACAUUGCUGCUUCCAAUGGGCAUCUUGACGUCAUCAAAUAUCUGAUCAGUGAAGGAGCUGAGGUCAAUAAGGGGGAAAGAGAUGGUCAGACAGCUUUACACAUUGCUUCUAGGUUAGGCCAUAUUGAAGUAAUCAAAUAUCUGAUCAGUAAUGGAGAUGAGGUCAAUAAGAAGGAUAAUAAUGAUCGGACUGCAUUAUACAGUGCUGCUAAGAAUGGUCGCAUUGACGUCAUCAAAUAUCUGAUCAGCCAUGGAGCUGAGGUCAAUAAGGGGGAUAAUAAUGGUCAGACUGCAUUACACAGUGCUGUUUCCAUUGGUCGUAUUGACGUCAUCAAAUAUCUGAUCAGUGAAGGAGCUGAGGUCAAUAAGGAGGAUAAAAGUGGUUGGACUGCAUUACACAGUGCUGCUUUCGAUGGGCAUAUUGAUGUCAUCAAACAUAUGAUCAGUGAAGGGGCUGAGGUCAAUAAGGGGGAUAAUGAUGGUCGGACUCCAUUACACUGUGCUGCUUCCAAUGGUCAUAUUGACGUCAUGAAAUAUCUGACCAGUGAAGGAGCUGAGGUCGAUAAGGAGUAUAAUAAUGGUCGGACUGCAUUACACAGUGCUUCUUCCAAUGGGCAUAUUGAUGUCAUCAAAUAUCUGAUCAAUAAGGGAGCUGAGGUCGUUAAGGAGAAUAAUGAUGGUCUGACUACAAUACACUGUGCUGCUUCCAAUGGUCAUACUGACGUCAUCAAAUAUCUGAUCAGUGAAGGAGCUGAGGUCAAUACGGAGCAUAAAAGUGGUGGGACUGCAUUACACAGUGCUGCUUCCAAUGGUCAUAUUGACGUCAUCAAAUAUCUGAUCAGUGAAGGAGCUGAGGUCAAUAAGGAGGAUAGAAGUGGUUGGACUGCAUUACACAGUGCUGCUUCCGAUGGGCACAUUGACGUCAUCAAAUAUCUGAUCAGUGAAGGAGCUGAGGUCGAUAAGGAGUAUAAUGAUGGUCGGAAUGCAUUACACAGUGCUGCUUCCAAUGGGCAUAUUGAUGUCAUCAAAUAUUUGAUCAGUGAAGGAGCUGAGGUCAAAAAGGAGGAUAAAAGUGGUGGGACUGCAUUACCCAGUGCUGCUUCCAAUGGGCAUAUUGACGUCAUCAAAUAUCUGAUCAGUGAAGGAGCUGAGGUCAAUAAGGAAGAUAGAAAUGGUUUGACUGCAUUACACAGUGCUGCUUCGAAUGGGCACAUUGACGUCAUCAAAUAUAUGAUCAGUAAGGGAGCUGAGGUCAUUAAGGAGGAUAGAAGCGGUUGGACUGCAUUACACAGUGCUGCUUCCAAUGGGUAUCUUGACGUCAUCACAUAUCUGAUCAGUAAGGGAGCUGAGGUCGUUAAGGAGGAUAAUGAUGGUCUGACUGCAAUACACUUUGCUGCUUCCAAUGGUCAUACUGACGUCAUCAAAUAUCUGAUCAGUGAAGGAGCUAAGGUCAAUAAAGGGGAUAAAGAUGGUCAGACUGCAUUACACAUUGCUGCUUCCAAUGGGCAUCUUGACGUCAUCAAAUAUCUGAUCAGUGAAGGAGCUCAGGUUAAUAAAGGGGAUAAAGAUGGUCAGACUGCAUUACACAUUGCUGCUUCCAAUGGGCAUCUUGACGUCAUCAAAUAUCUGAUCAGUGAAGGAGCUGAGGUCAAUAAGGGGGAAAGAGAUGGUCAGACAGCUUUACACAUUGCUUCUAGGUUAGGCCAUAUUGAAGUAAUCAAAUAUCUGAUCAGUAAUGGAGAUGAGGUCAAUAAGAAGGAUAAUAAUGAUCGGACUGCAUUAUACAGUGCUGCUAAGAAUGGUCGCAUUGACGUCAUCAAAUAUCUGAUCAGCCAUGGAGCUGAGGUCAAUAAGGGGGAUAAUAAUGGUCAGACUGCAUUACACAGUGCUGUUUCCAUUGGUCGUAUUGACGUCAUCAAAUAUCUGAUCAGUGAAGGAGCUGAGGUCAAUAAGGAGGAUAAAAGUGGUUGGACUGCAUUACACAGUGCUGCUUUCGAUGGGCAUAUUGAUGUCAUCAAACAUAUGAUCAGUGAAGGGGCUGAGGUCAAUAAGGGGGAUAAUGAUGGUCGGACUCCAUUACACUGUGCUGCUUCCAAUGGUCAUAUUGACGUCAUGAAAUAUCUGACCAGUGAAGGAGCUGAGGUCGAUAAGGAGUAUAAUAAUGGUCGGACUGCAUUACACAGUGCUUCUUCCAAUGGGCAUAUUGAUGUCAUCAAAUAUCUGAUCAAUAAGGGAGCUGAGGUCGUUAAGGAGGAUAAUGAUGGUCUGACUACAAUACACUGUGCUGCUUCCAAUGGUCAUACUGACGUCAUCAAAUAUCUGAUCAGUGAAGGAGCUGAGGUCAAUACGGAGCAUAAAAGUGGUGGGACUGCAUUACACAGUGCUGCUUCCAAUGGUCAUAUUGACGUCAUCAAAUAUCUGAUCAGUGAAGGAGCUGAGGUCAAUACGGAGCAUAAAAGUGGUGGGACUGCAUUACACAGUGCUGCUUCCAAUGGUCAUAUUGACGUCAUCAAAUAUCUGAUCAGUGAAGGAGCUGAGGUCAAUAAGGAGGAUAGAAGUGGUUGGACUGCAUUACACAGUGCUGCUUCCGAUGGGCACAUUGACGUCAUCAAAUAUCUGAUCAGUGAAGGAGCUGAGGUCGAUAAGGAGUAUAAUGAUGGUCGGAAUGCAUUACACAGUGCUGCUUCCAAUGGGCAUAUUGAUGUCAUCAAAUAUUUGAUCAGUGAAGGAGCUGAGGUCAAAAAGGAGGAUAAAAGUGGUGGGACUGCAUUACCCAGUGCUGCUUCCAAUGGGCAUAUUGACGUCAUCAAAUAUCUGAUCAGUGAAGGAGCUGAGGUCAAUAAGGAAGAUAGAAAUGGUUUGACUGCAUUACACAGUGCUGCUUCGAAUGGGCACAUUGACGUCAUCAAAUAUAUGAUCAGUAAGGGAGCUGAGGUCAUUAAGGAGGAUAGAAGCGGUUGGACUGCAUUACACAGUGCUGCUUCCAAUGGGUAUCUUGACGUCAUCACAUAUCUGAUCAGUAAGGGAGCUGAGGUCGUUAAGGAGGAUAAUGAUGGUCUGACUGCAAUACACUUUGCUGCUUCCAAUGGUCAUACUGACGUCAUCAAAUAUCUGAUCAGUGAAGGAGCUAAGGUCAAUAAAGGGGAUAAAGAUGGUCAGACUGCAUUACACAUUGCUGCUUCCAAUGGGCAUCUUGACGUCAUCAAAUAUCUGAUCAGUGAAGGAGCUCAGGUUAAUAAAGGGGAUAAAGAUGGUCAGACUGCAUUACACAUUGCUGCUUCCAAUGGGCAUCUUGACGUCAUCAAAUAUCUGAUCAGUGAAGGAGCUGAGGUCAAUAAGGGGGAAAGAGAUGGUCAGACAGCUUUACACAUUGCUUCUAGGUUAGGCCAUAUUGAAGUAAUCAAAUAUCUGAUCAGUAAUGGAGAUGAGGUCAAUAAGAAGGAUAAUAAUGAUCGGACUGCAUUAUACAGUGCUGCUAAGAAUGGUCGCAUUGACGUCAUCAAAUAUCUGAUCAGCCAUGGAGCUGAGGUCAAUAAGGGGGAUAAUAAUGGUCAGACUGCAUUACACAGUGCUGUUUCCAUUGGUCGUAUUGACGUCAUCAAAUAUCUGAUCAGUGAAGGAGCUGAGGUCAAUAAGGAGGAUAAAAGUGGUUGGACUGCAUUACACAGUGCUGCUUUCGAUGGGCAUAUUGAUGUCAUCAAACAUAUGAUCAGUGAAGGGGCUGAGGUCAAUAAGGGGGAUAAUGAUGGUCGGACUCCAUUACACUGUGCUGCUUCCAAUGGUCAUAUUGACGUCAUGAAAUAUCUGACCAGUGAAGGAGCUGAGGUCGAUAAGGAGUAUAAUAAUGGUCGGACUGCAUUACACAGUGCUUCUUCCAAUGGGCAUAUUGAUGUCAUCAAAUAUCUGAUCAAUAAGGGAGCUGAGGUCGUUAAGGAGGAUAAUGAUGGUCUGACUACAAUACACUGUGCUGCUUCCAAUGGUCAUACUGACGUCAUCAAAUAUCUGAUCAGUGAAGGAGCUGAGGUCAAUACGGAGCAUAAAAGUGGUGGGACUGCAUUACACAGUGCUGCUUCCAAUGGUCAUAUUGACGUCAUCAAAUAUCUGAUCAGUGAAGGAGCUGAGGUCAAUAAGGAGGAUAGAAGUGGUUGGACUGCAUUACACAGUGCUGCUUCCGAUGGGCACAUUGACGUCAUCAAAUAUCUGAUCAGUGAAGGAGCUGAGGUCGAUAAGGAGUAUAAUGAUGGUCGGAAUGCAUUACACAGUGCUGCUUCCAAUGGGCAUAUUGAUGUCAUCAAAUAUUUGAUCAGUGAAGGAGCUGAGGUCAAAAAGGAGGAUAAAAGUGGUGGGACUGCAUUACCCAGUGCUGCUUCCAAUGGGCAUAUUGACGUCAUCAAAUAUCUGAUCAGUGAAGGAGCUGAGGUCAAUAAGGAAGAUAGAAAUGGUUUGACUGCAUUACACAGUGCUGCUUCGAAUGGGCACAUUGACGUCAUCAAAUAUAUGAUCAGUAAGGGAGCUGAGGUCAUUAAGGAGGAUAGAAGCGGUUGGACUGCAUUACACAGUGCUGCUUCCAAUGGGUAUCUUGACGUCAUCACAUAUCUGAUCAGUAAGGGAGCUGAGGUCGUUAAGGAGGAUAAUGAUGGUCUGACUGCAAUACACUUUGCUGCUUCCAAUGGUCAUACUGACGUCAUCAAAUAUCUGAUCAGUGAAGGAGCUAAGGUCAAUAAAGGGGAUAAAGAUGGUCAGACUGCAUUACACAUUGCUGCUUCCAAUGGGCAUCUUGAUGUCAACAAAUAUCUGAUCAGUAAAGGAGCUGAGGUUAAUAAAGGGGAUAAAGAUGGUCAGACUGCAUUACACAUUGCUGCUUCCAAUGGGCAUCUUGACGUCAUCAAAUAUCUGAUCAGUGAAGGAGCUGAGGUCAAUAAGGGGGAAAGAGAUGGUCAGACAGAAUUACACAUUGCUUCUAGGUUAGGGCAUAUUGAAGUCAUCAAAUAUCUGAUCAGUAAUGGAGCUGAGGUCAAUAAGAAGGAUAAUAAUGGUCGGACUGCAUUACACAGUGCUGCUAAGAAUGGUCGUAUUGACGUCAUCAAAUAUCUGAUCAGCCAUGGAGCUGAAGUCAAUAAGGGGGAUAAUAAUGGUCAGACUGCAUUACACAGUGCUGUUUCCAUUGUGAAGGAGCUGAGCUCAAUAAGGAGGAUAAAAGUGGUUGGACUGCAUUACACAGUGCUUGUUUCGAUGGGCAUAUUGAUGUCAUCAAAUAUAUGA
Messenger RNA from Lytechinus pictus (painted urchin), 10767 nucleotides. RefSeq lists its product as uncharacterized. The record is from RefSeq and is a predicted model, not a curated record. Gene Ontology annotation, molecular function: protein binding. The transcript has 2 exons. NCBI's taxonomy places the organism in Eukaryota, Metazoa, Echinodermata, Echinoidea, Temnopleuroida, Toxopneustidae. Bases 1 to 10767 code for a protein of 3588 amino acids.